UUUAUUUGUCGGAUUCCAACGCUGCGGCUCACGCGCUGCUACGCAUGCGCGCGCGCGGUGUCCCCAUCACAGACGUGGUCCUCCCGUCUCCGCGUGGUGAUACAACCCCCCCCGCGCCCGAGUUGCCGGAGAACCGAACGCGUGGCUACACCGUCAUUGGCGAGGACACCCUUGGCCGGCAGGGACACACCGCACUGCCCUCCGCCAAAAACCGAGCCUCCGCCUGGAGAAGAGAGGCCACCCGAGGAAACGCGAGCCCGGUUCUGAGUCCUGAUCUCUGUGCGCCUCGUCCGGCCAUUUCUUCCCCGCCUCCUCUUCCUCGUCAGCAGACAUGCCUCCCGCGCCGGCUGGGCCUGUGCGCCCCCCCCCUCCCGAAGGUGGCUGGGGCUGGGCGGUGGUACUGGGGGCUUUCAUCUCCAUCGGCUUCUCCUACGCCUUCCCCAAGUCCAUCACCGUGUUCUUCAAGGAGAUAGAGGUCAUCUUUGAUGCCACGCCCAGUCAGGUGUCCUGGAUCUCCUCCAUCAUGCUGGCCGUCAUGUAUGCUGGAGGUCCAAUCAGCAGCAUCCUCGUGAAUAAAUUUGGCAGUCGACCAAUCAUCUUAGUCGGAGGUUGUCUUGCCGGCUCGGGACUCGUCGCGGCCUCCUUCUGCAACACAGUGGGGCAGCUCUACUUCUUCAUAGGCGUAGUGGGAGGUUUGGGGCUUGCAUUCAACUUGAAUCCAGCCCUCACCAUGAUCGGUCAGUACUUCUACAAGCGGCGUCCCAUCGCCAAUGGCAUCGCUAUGGCAGGCAGCCCCGUGUUCCUGUCCACGCUGGCUCCCCUCAACACCUGGCUGUACGACCAGUUUGGGUGGAGAGGCAGCUUCCUCAUCCUGGGGGGGCUUCUGCUCAACUGCUGCGUGGCCGGCUCCCUGAUGCGCCCCCUCGUGUCCAAAGUGCAGCUGUCCAAACCCGACCCAGAGGCGGACACGGUCAAGGCGGUGGAUUCCCUGGCGCCACAGCCUAAGAAGACCGUCCUGCAGACCAUCAACUCCUUCAUCGACCUGACGCUGUUCAAACACCGCGGCUUCCUGCUCUACCUCUUCGGCAACGUCAUCAUGUUCUUUGGCCUCUUCGCUCCCCUCGUCUUCCUCUCCAAUUUUGCCAAGAGCAAAGACAUCAGCAAAGAGAAGGCGGCCUUCCUGCUGUCGGUGUUGGCGUUGGUGGAUAUGUUCGCCCGGCCCUCCAUGGGCAUGCUGGCCAACACCAAGUGGGUCCGGCCCAGGAUUCAGUACUUCUUUGCCGCCGCCGUCCUCUACAACGGCGUGUGUCACGUGCUGGCGCCGCUGUCGGAGGACUACACCGGAUUUGUAGUUUACGCCAUCUUCUUUGGUUUCGCUUUCGGCUGGCUGAGCGCAGUGUUGUUUGAGACACUGAUGGACCUGGUGGGAGCUCAGAGGUUCUCCUCGGCCGUGGGUCUGGUCACCAUAGUGGAGUGUGGGCCGGUGCUGUUGGGCCCGCCGCUGACAGGUCAGUUCUAUAACUACUACCAGCGCUAUGACUACACCUACAUCUCCUGUGGCAUCAUCCUCAUUGUUGCAAGCCUCGUCCUCUUCUUGGGAAUGGGCCUCAACUACCGGCUGCUGGCAAAAGAGAAGAAAAAUGAGGAGAGAAAAGAGAGGGAGGAGCCCAAGGAGGAGCGAGCCGCUAUGUUGGCGCCUCCCUCUCCGUCCAAAUCAGACGGGGAGAAUGCCGAGCCAGCUGCUGUCGUGCUGGAUGAAGUUGCCAGGAUGGACGAGGACACGGUGUAGAAAACAAAAAACAGAGUCCAGACGGAGACACACACACGUCGCCCUGGUAGAGAGAUAGAAUCUGUUUACACAACCCUGAGGCCAUAGACACUAACGUUUAUUUUCAAAUAAAAUAACUGAGACUUGCUUUUCACCGCAUUGAGACCUCUAGUUUUUGGUAUUUGACGUGCCUUUUGUGACCUCAAGUCCUCUAGGAGCGCACCAUUUGAAUCUUAUACAGGCAGAAGAUGGACGCACAGCAGACAUAAUGACUAAGAUAAAAACCCAAUAAAUGAAUGAGGGCUUUACUCUCAGGGUCAACCUGCUGGAAAGGUGCUGAACCUCUCACAAGCAGUCGAGCCAAGGAUUAAACAGGAAAUUGCGUUUGUUGCAGUAAACAAAUACUGUACAUUUACCCUCACAUACGACGUCGUCUCAUUGCUUCACUUCUCAGGAGCUGGGCAUGAAUUCAAAGGACACAUUCCUAUUAACGUGGAUAGGGCCAAUCUUUCUGUUCACAUGUCAGAUAAGAGUGAAAUUGCCAGGUUAAUAUGUAGUCAUGCUCACAAACGAAGAACAAUUUGGGAGGACUGUUUUCACCAGAGGGAGUUUAAACCCAUAGUUGUGCACAUACAAAACAAAUAUUGCUUAAAAAUGCAAAAGGCAUAGGAAAAUAAGUUAAAGACUGUACUCUUCACCUUUUGCUUGUUCACAAAUAUUUGUGCACUUUGUGUAAUUUUAGUGUUCUACACUCUUCAGCCAGAGCAGCUCCUGCAUCGCAGUGCUGAUAAAGACACUUUGGAAGAACUAUGCUCACACUGUUACGCCCCAGAGUUACCUGCUGUGUUACCAGCAGUCUCAAUAUUCAAUUACACCCCGAGCUGUUUCUUGUUUUUCCCCCCGGAUGGGUAAAAGACUGUUAUUGGACGAGAGGUAGAGGUUGACUUGGUGUGUGUGAACUGCCCGGCUGUCCUGAUGAAUUUUGAUGGAGAGAACUAAAUUUCACACGAUCCUAAAUAUUUUAAUAAUCAUAAUGGACUAUUUGAGUUGCGUACCUUUUUUUUAUUGCAAAUAACACAUUGCAGUUUUACAGUUGUAUCUACUAACUGUUGAUCUUAAAACAUUUAGUUUAAUUGUUUAAUGAAAAUCUGACAACCAGUAUUUGGAUUUUGACACUUUAAAAACUUUAAACCAGAUUUGUUUUAAUAUUCAGUCGACCUAUCCAACAUGUGUCAGUUUAUAUCUGAGCUGUCAGAAAGCGUCUUAUCAGAUUUACAAUGUUUUUAUCAAUCACAAACAGUCAAUGAAAUGAAUGCAUUGAUCAAUGUGUGAGUUUACUGCAAACAUUUGUUCAAGGUGUUUUUGAGUUCAGGCUAAAAAGGAACAGAAGACAUGAGACCUAUUCAGCCUGAAUGAACAUUUUUAUUUUUUGAGAAAAUAAAUCAUAAUUCAAGAUUUGAUACAACAGUUUUAACUUUUUUAAAAUAUUCUUCUAAAUAUUGCGCGUUGGAAACUGUUUAAAUGGAUUGUUUGGGUGUUUUGAAGUGGGGUUGUAUGAGGUACUCGGUCAGUUUAUCACGUAUCAGUUGACUGAAGUCAAAUGUUGCAGCGAAACUCAUUUUUGCAUAAACUAAAACUGAUAUUUUAUCUCAUACAACCCCUUUUAAAAAAGCAUUUUGUUUACAAUUUUGAAAGUCGCUUUGAAGGAUAUUUAUAACCAUUUUAUUGUUGUUACACUACAGACUUAUUUCUUGAAGUCAUUAUGAGGAUUGGGAUAAAUUAGUUUAGUGUUUGUCAACAAAUCUGACAAAGAGAAUAAAACCAAUUGAUUGAUCCUACCUACCAGUAUUUUCUACGCAUCAAUGCCUGGUGGAUUUUUAUGUAUUUUCUUUUGACUCAGCCCUUCAUUCUCUGUUCAUGCUGAAGAAAAUGGACAAAACAAAAAUAAAAGUAUGCUUUAUCCUUUUAUAAUCUGAAGACAAUUGAAAUUGCUCAAAUGAAAGGUACAGCUGUUAUGUUUCUGUAAUGGAACACUAUUUUUUAUUACCUUUUAGAUUAAAGUGUGAAUACAAAUCUGGUGGAAAGGGUGUAAGUUUGCACUGUAGGCUUCAUGUUUUGCAGGUUUAACGAGGUUCUGGUCAUUUUACGGACCAAAUGCAAGUAUUCCUUUUGAAACCAGUUCAUUGCAAUGUUUUUCUGAAAGUAGAAAUUAAAAUAAAUUAAAAUGAGUCAUUUCGGUACCGAGGGCACACAGACUCCUACAGUAGAAGGAUAUGAAUUUAAUGCAAAGUUAUUUUCAUGUCGGUGGACGGGUUCCUAUUUAAGUGGAAGUAGAGUGUGAACGUGCCUGCUGUCACAUUUCCUAAAGCCCGGUUUCAGUAACAGUAAACGCAUUGCAAAAUAUAGUGUCAUUCAUAAGGCAAGUUCAAUUUGCAUAGAUACAAUUUCACUCAAACUUUUAGUUAUUUGUCCUUUGAUACGACUAUUUGAAAAAGAAUAUGACUCUUAGGAUUUCAGUUUCAGUCUUCCGUUCCUUGACGUGUCACGUCGUGAGUGUUCUGGAAAAGGGGCCGUUGAACCACAGCACAUUUUUGUGAAAAAUAAUUGCAGUUUCUGUAAAAUGGAUAAUGUUGUUUUUGAGGAUGUUUUUUUGUAUGUAUGAACUUUUGAGAAAAUGAAUAAACUUAAAAAACAA
Molecule: messenger RNA, 4463 nt
Organism: Gasterosteus aculeatus aculeatus (three-spined stickleback)
Lineage: Eukaryota; Metazoa; Chordata; Actinopteri; Perciformes; Gasterosteidae
Product: monocarboxylate transporter 1
Biological process (GO): plasma membrane lactate transport
Cellular component (GO): basolateral plasma membrane
Molecular function (GO): lactate:proton symporter activity
Source: RefSeq, a predicted model, not a curated record